Salmo salar (Atlantic salmon) is the source of this 1721-nucleotide messenger RNA. Its product is annotated as cytochrome b-c1 complex subunit 2, mitochondrial. The record is from RefSeq and is a predicted model, not a curated record. Lineage: Eukaryota; Metazoa; Chordata; Actinopteri; Salmoniformes; Salmonidae. Gene Ontology annotation, cellular component: mitochondrion. Gene Ontology annotation, molecular function: metal ion binding.
GGAUUGUGAAGAGCGGUGCAUUGUGGGUAGGACGUCAGGGCGUCCAUAUCUGUAUUUUACUGCGGCUGAAGGAGAGAAACGGGAGUCAUGAAAGGGAUCCGAACUCUAAAUAAAUUAUCCAUACGAUGCUAUGCCACCAGGAGGAGUGAUGUCCUCACUGAGCCCUUGGCUGGCCUGAAGGCUGGGGCGGCCCUGCCCCCCCAGAGUGUACAGAUGUCCAAGCUGCCCAACGGUCUAGUGAUCGCGUCGUUGGAGAACUACUCUCCCGUGUCCAGUGUGGGUGUGUUUGUGAAAGCAGGCACUCGUUAUGAGACUGUGGAGAACCAGGGAGUCAGUCAUGUCCUGCGGUUGGCAGCCAACCUGACUACUAAGGGAGCGUCUGCGUUCAGGAUCUGUCGUGGUGUGGAGGCAGUGGGGGGUAGUCUGAGGGUAACGUCAUCGAGGGAGACCAUGGUUUACUCUGUGGAGUGUUUGAGAGACCACUUAGACACAGUGAUGGAGUACCUGAUCAACGUGACCACGACCCCAGAGUUCCGGCCAUGGGAAGUGGACGACCUGACCUCCAGGGUCAAGGUAGACCGGGCCCUGGCCCACCAGUGUUCACAGAUAGGUGUUAUUGAGAAGUUGCAUGAAGCUGCUUACAAAAACGCUCUAUCCAACUCCCUGUACUGUCCUGACUACAUGGUUGGCAAAGUCAGUGGUGAACAGCUGCAGUCCUUUGUCCAGAACAAUUUCACCAGUGCCAGAAUGGCUCUUGUAGGACUAGGUGUGAAUCACUCUGUGCUGAGGCAGGUAGGAGAGCAGUUUCUCAGUGUCCGCAGUGGGGCUGGAGUUGCUGGGGCCAAGGCUGUAUACCGCGGAGGUGAGCUGCGGGUGCAGAACGGGGCCGGUCUGGUCCACUCGCUGAUCGCCAGCGAGGGCGGUGUGACUGGAUCAGCAGAGGCCAAUGCCUUUAGUGUACUGCAAAGGGUUCUGGGAGCCGGGCCACACGUAAAGAGAGGCUCCAACGUCACCAGCAAACUGAGCCAGGGCAUCGCCAAGGCAACCACACAGCCCUUCGAUGCCACAGCGUUCAAUGCCACAUACGCUGACUCUGGACUCUUUGGAGUCUACUCCAUCGCCCAAGCCGACUCCGCAGGAGAGGUGAUAAAAGCUGCCAUCGCCCAGGUGACAGAGGUUGCGAAGGGAGGCGUGUCUGAGGAUGAUGUCGCCAGAGCAAGGAAGCAGUUGAAAGCGGAGUACCUGAUGUCCAUGGAGAGUUCCGAGGGCCUGCUGGAGGAGAUGGGGGCCCAGGCUCUGUCCAGCGGAGCCUACCACUCACCAGAGACAGUUACCCAGAGCAUCGACUCUGUCAGCCACGCAGACGUCGUCAACGCUGCGAGAAAGUUUGUGGACGGCAAGAAAUCGAUGGCAGCUAGCGGACACCUCGCCAACACACCCUUUGUGGAUGAAUUGUGAAAAGAAACAAACCAUAAACAAUGAAACAGUUAUUUAACAUUUUAACCUGGGCAGGUUGUGCCUGGCUGCUUACUCCAGAAAAAGGAACUUGGUUCUGAUAUGAAGCCCAUGACUUCAUCUUACAGCAAACGAUAAUCCUUUGUUAACAAAUCAUGUUAAAGUUUGUUCUGCAAUAAUUGUACACAAGUAUCAGGAAUAAUUAUGCUUUUUGUUGUCAAUUUCUCUGUAUAUUUGAUGUAAAUUCAUUAAAUGGUCUAUCUACA